Mizuhopecten yessoensis (Yesso scallop) is the source of this 3467-nucleotide messenger RNA. RefSeq lists its product as uncharacterized. The transcript is spliced from 2 exons. The record is from RefSeq and is a predicted model, not a curated record. The coding region runs from base 842 to 2584 and encodes 580 amino acids. Lineage: Eukaryota; Metazoa; Mollusca; Bivalvia; Pectinida; Pectinidae.
AACCACUGUUUUACCGUCUGUUGAACAGUGUUCUACAGGAGCACGCUGGAAGGCCAAGGUUUAUGUGCGAUACAAUGUUAAUUAGCCCGGAUUUGGAAGUUAUGUUAAUUAGACUGGAUUUGGAUUUUUAUUAUCACUACAAAUUAUAAUAAGUUUGGACCAUUAGUGAGCUUUACAACCUAAACAUAUCUAAUACAGGUAAUAUUUAAAUAUUAUACCUAUUGGAUGCCAGCAGAUCAUAUGACAGCACAUUUAAUAUCAUUCUGGCUUACAAUGUUGACGGGAUUUCAAUCUCAUGGAUGCAAUCAGCCAUUUAUUGGAAAGAAAAGUUGUACAAAUAUAACUGAGGGCACUAUUUGAAGACAGGGUUUUUGUUUCAUAGAUGCCAAAUGAAUCAUUGAACAGGAAGAAAAGUAUCUUAACCAAUGAUUUACCAAACACUUUGAUAGGAGAACUUCUGUAGGAGUUAAGUUGCUGGGACAAUUACUUUGACUUCCUGAUGUUCCGUGGGUUAACUGGAGAGGCUUUCUGAGACUGUUAGUCGUUACUUUGGAGUAUUGAUCAGCUGAAAGUGAGGUAAUGAUCGCCUGGUGGUCAAUACCGUGACUUGUAGUGACCAUGUGAACAGGAAACUUUCAGGUGAUGGCUUACCUUGGUCACUCAGAACACAUACAAACAUAUAACAGUGCAUCUAUUGGGAGGCUGAUGUAAUUCAACAGUGCAUCUAUUGGAAGACAAUAUGUAAACAGUGCAGCUUUCAUUGUGAUAACUGCUAGAUCAAGCUUAAAAUAGGUCAAAUAUGUCUAUUCUGAGAUCUGGGAUAUAAAUCUGUUCUAAAACCAUGGCAACUCAACACAACAUGACACAGUCGGGAAAUUUCUUCAUUAUGGACUCGGAGCAACUGGUAGUGAACCCGUUUGAAGAUCUUCAGAAAGAGGCUCUGGAUGUCACAAAGAAAGUGUCGGUGACAGAGAAAUUAGUCAGCGUCAAGAACAAUAUUUGUGACAAUCAUUUCAACAUCAAACACGGCCUGCUUCAGCGCGAGGUAAACCAUAAGAUGAAGAAAAUCCACGAUAAUUCGAGUGCCCUUCGCUAUGAGGUCAAAGUGUUCGACAUCAACAAGAGGAAAAUUGAUCUGGAGACGAAACAAAGAAUUCAACCAGAAAAGGAUUUUACUUAUGAUGCUACACAAAUUAACAAUUCUGAAAAGCGUUUGGGCAUUAUGCAAGACGCUUACUAUCUAGACAAACAGCAGAAGUUUCCGUUACGGGGCCGUACACUGAAUGACUUGGAUUCUGCACCGUUAGUGUCUAAAGCCCGAAACAAGCUACGGGAGCAGGAACAGUUACAGCGUGCUGAGGAGAGGUCUCGGAUAGCAGCCUCAACUCCAGGAGCUCUGUCGGUCAAUUCUCAAAGUACACAUGUGCCAAUCUGGAGACGACGAAGUUCAAAGUCGGCUCCUCCCUCUUCCUACCCUGCUGCACCAUCGUCUAUAGCUUCUACGAAAAAAACCAAAUACAAUAAGGGACCUGACCACCUUGAUUCUAAAUUGCCAUCUAUAGAAAGGCCAAAGAAAAGUGCCUCUCAUGUGAAAUUUUCCUUACGAGACGAUUUUGAUAAGAAAAGUUCAGUGGCUGAUCGUUUAACCAGAUCACAAACGUAUGCCUCCACACGCUCCGUGACAACACGUCGAAUGUCAGCCUGGGAGGACAGUGACGACGACAUGGACGACUCAGAUUUUAUGGAAAGAAUAGAUCUGCGAGCUCUUCUGUUUGGUGAUAAAUUUUCUGAAGCUUCAGCUACAUCGCGGCCCCAGACACGAGAGAGUGUGCGGUCGGUGCGCAGUGCGAGGAGGGGUCAGAGCCAGCCAAUGACUCAGGAGAUGAUGAUCGAAGAACAGAAAAAGCUUGACAAAAAACUGGUGCAAUUCUAUAAAUUGUGUGAUAAGAAAAUUGAUGAUGAGAGUGAAGAAGAAGAGGAGGUGAUCAUUGAGGUCAAACCUCCUCCACCAAAAACUAGUAAAUUUCCCGUUGUGGCAAACCAGUCUAUGGCAAACCAGUCCAGAGCCACCACUAUUCUCAAUAUAUUUUCUAAACCUCUUGACAAUUCUAAAAAAUGGAAAACAGAGGAGGAGCUUAAAAAGGAGGAACGGCAGCAAGCUGCAGAUGAGGCUCGGAAUAAUCAAAUGUCGAGGAUGAGUGACAGGUCAGUGAUCCCUGAAAAGGUCAAACCGGUCAAUAAGGAAGGUAAGGAGAAGAAAAAUCUGUGGGAUUUUAUUAAAACUUCCAUGGAUGAAGGCAAAAUCAAACGUGCGGUGACACCAAGCGAGCUCAUUCUUUCACAGAUGACAAAACUAGAUUUAUCAAAUAGACGACAGUCACAUGUGCCCCUUAACUCUGCUAGUCGAGCAAUGCGUCACACACCAACAUUCAAAAUGAGGCGAAUAGUGGAAGGAUUAAUGAAGAAUCGUACAAAAUUUGAACAACAAGAGGUAGAAAACUUAAAAAAGCAGCUUGAAGGUGGAGGAGGUGGGGGUGGUAGUGGAGCUGAGGGCGAAGGACAAAUGGUUGGGGCGACAGCAUGAUAAAUAUUCCAGUAUACAAAGCCAACUGUGACCGUGACAGCUCCAGAAUCUGUGAUAUAUAUAAAAUUUGUUAUAAAUCCAACAUCUUGAUACAGUGAUGUUAUCAUAAAAUCAACUCAAUAAGCCAAAUCUACUUUUGGUUUCUGGGACCGUGUAACAGACAGAGUGACACUGUGAUUACAGCCAUAUCGUAGAUGGAAGUGUUAAAACCAGCGCAAUACUGGAAUUACGGAAAAAACAUUAUUUUCAUCAGUCUGGUGCAGUUUUCAUGAUGGAAUAAAGACGUUUAAAGUGUUUGAUCAAUUGAGUGUACAGUUUGAGGUUAAUAAAUAUAAAAAUAUUCUUAAGGUUUAGUAGAUUUCUUAUGUAAAUGUUGAGGAAAUUUAGACCGACGGACGUUUGGAUCAGCAUUAUCAUUGAAGCUCACAGUACCUAGGUAAGUCUGAGCGACUGAUACUGGUGUUGUUCUGUUCUAUGUCAGAAAAUUUCACAACUUGUAAACCUAAGCAAAUCAGGCUACGAUAAAUCUGGUCAAUCCUAUAAACCUAAGGAUAUCAGAAAGAGGUACAAAAUGACCAGUCAAUGACCAUACAACAUUCUGACAACCAGAAUCCUGGCCUGUAUUCAUUCAUCAGCUAAAGCAUGGAUUCUGUGUUCAAAAUAAAUUUCUUGUAACGUGCUUUAAUCAUGCCACAUAAAUUCAAUGAUAACUCUUGAAACAAUUUUCGGCUUUAGGUCUUCUAAACCUUUGAGAAAAUGUGAACUUUUAAUCAUUUAUCACCAGAACAAGAAAUCAGACUUGAGCAGAGAAUCUGAGUUUGAGCAUGAGAACAGUUUUGUGAAUACAGGCUACGGUAAUGAUAACGGUAUGAUCAUACCUAAA